This is a messenger RNA of Eriocheir sinensis (Chinese mitten crab), 1399 nucleotides long. RefSeq names its product heme-binding protein 2-like. The record is from RefSeq and is a predicted model, not a curated record. Lineage: Eukaryota; Metazoa; Arthropoda; Malacostraca; Decapoda; Varunidae. The transcript is spliced from 6 exons. Bases 328 to 903 code for a protein of 191 amino acids.
ACUCUGCAUCCAGCGGCACGUAUACAGUGUCCUGCGCCUGAAACACGGAGAUCUGGCGAUAAUGUUCACAGAAGGAGAGUUUGGGCGAAGUCAUGGUUACAAUGAGGUGAUGUUGGAUGCCUCGAUCGCCCUCAUGUACGUAGCGACGACGUAGAUGGCCUCUUAUCAGGAUUGGGAGUGCGCAUACCUUUCCCCCAUGUGGUGUUGAUGACGCAGCCAUUGGUGAAUCGAUCUAUAUAUAUAUAGUCCACCGAGCCAUACGCUUCAUCAAACUCAAGCACUACCGCCGAGUAAAGUCCUUGUCCAGAGAAGCCCCACGUCAAGAAGAUGCUCGCCCUAACUCUCCUCCUCCAGGCGCUGACCGUGGCCUAUUGCAUCGAGAGCGCCCCGUACGAAGUGGUGAGCAGUGCUGAGAUGUACGAAGAGCGCAUUUAUCCUGCCCGGAAGUGGGUGACCACAUCUUACCUCUCCAUCUCCCACAACGAUGCCGCCGGCUACAUGUUCAACGAUCUAUUCAACUUCAUCGACGGCCAGAAUGACGCUGGCAUUAAGGUGGACAUGACGGCCCCGGUGACCAUUCUGGUGCAGCCCGGCGAAGGACCCAACUGUGAAAACAACUUCACGGAAAGCUUCUACGUGCCCGCCGCCCACCAGGACAACCCACCCACGCCCACCAACCCCGACGUGUACAUCGAGGAGAGGCCAGAGCUGCACGUCUUCUCCAGGAGGUUCCACGGGUUUGCAAAUGACGAGGACUUCAUUUCCAAUGCCGCGGCGUUGGUGGAGGACCUCCUGGCCGCCGGGGUGGAAGGACUCAACCUGGCGACCUACUACACCGCCGGUUACGACUCUCCAUUCGUGAUCUUCAACCGCACCAACGAAGUCUGGAUUAUGAAAAAUUAGAGUUAAAAAUGUUGUUUUGAGACAACCUCCAGAUCAUUUCCGGUAACUCCAAGAUUUUCUUUUUUUAUUAUAAUUAUGACCAAGUUUUUGUAGUUCAUUAUUGAAUCAUUUUUGUAUUUUUAUUCAUUAAUUUGUCAAACUUUUACUUGUGACAUUGCUGUAUAAGCUUUAUAUUUCUUGAUUGAUUGAUUGAUAGUUUAUUGUUUCUUUAACAGAAAAGGUAUAUUUAAACAAUAUACAUUUAUCGAAGUACACAACCGACUAUCACCUCAGCUAAAUCAUGAAUAAACUUAAACCCAAUAUUACUGACUAAAUCAAGGCCUUUAUUUUUUUAGCACUUGUCCCCUACCAUUGUAUCUUUUUAGUUCCCUGGUACUACUUACACAUGUAUCCUUAGUUGUAUAAUCACACUCUGUACUGCCUGGGGGUUGGGAUGGCAUGCUCCUCCCUUCUCCUUUGUUGUUUUACUUGCAACAAUAAACUAUCAAUCAAUCAA